Hylaeus volcanicus is the source of this 1365-nucleotide messenger RNA. Its product is annotated as odorant receptor 13a-like. Gene Ontology annotation, biological process: sensory perception of smell; detection of chemical stimulus involved in sensory perception of smell. Gene Ontology annotation, cellular component: plasma membrane. Bases 145 to 1365 code for a protein of 406 amino acids. The record is from RefSeq and is a predicted model, not a curated record. The transcript has 6 exons. Gene Ontology annotation, molecular function: odorant binding; olfactory receptor activity. NCBI's taxonomy places the organism in Eukaryota, Metazoa, Arthropoda, Insecta, Hymenoptera, Colletidae.
UCCGCAUACAUUGACAUACACGGCGAUGAGAAUAAAUACAAACUCUAUAACCGGUGAUUGAAAAGAUAGUGUCCCAAAACCAUGGGGGGUUGAAUCCGUCAUCCUGGCCAGAGUUUGAGAAUCGAUUCGAGACUUUUAACGAUUAUGGGACGUCUGAACGAAUUUUCCAUCGCCUUCACGUUCUUUUUUCUAAAGUUGUCCGGUCUUUGGGUGGCAGAAAAUAGCUUCGAGGAGCGAUGUAGACGCGUCACUAUAGCUUACUCUAUCUUCGUGAUAUUUUGUCACUGUUGUGUUAUAACCACGGACACCUAUUACUGCAGAGGAGACUUUGGCGUCACCUUGUACAACCUGUCCAACGUAUUGAGCACGUACAUGUCCGUGUUCAAGUUACUGUGCCUGCUGACGCAAAGAAAGGAUUUCCAUAGAUUGAUUCGAUACAUGAGACGUGAAUUUUUGAAUGGGGAAUAUGAUCCACACGAGAGAUCGAUCCUGGCCGCGUGCAAGGGCACUUCCACGUUCUACAUUUGUACCUUUAGUUCUCUUUCGAACUCAACGCUGAUGAGUUACGUCAUCAGUCCAAUUAUAGUAAAUAUUGGAAGAAACGAAUCAGACAGGAUACACCCAUUUAACGUGAGGCUUGAUCUGCCGUUGGCCAUGACACCAUACUUUGAGAUCAUUUUUAUCCUACAGGCUUUUGCUUUAUACCAGACUGGUAUAUGCUACUUUACAUUUGAUAACACCCUGUGCAUGUUCAAUCUCCACGCGGCUGGCCAGUUUCGUAUACUACAAUACAGACUAGAAACUAUGAGAGGUGCGAAGAUUACGGAGGAACGUACUGGUGAUUUGAAUGCCUGUCCAUCGCGACAUGUAGAUAUAUAUUACGAGGCGUUUAAAACCCACGUACGACAGCAUCAGGAACUCAUCGCAUUCUGCAACAGACUCGAAAACGUGUUCAGUUUCUAUUCACUGGGCCAGGUGUUAUUGUUCAGCUUGCUAAUUUGUCUGGAUGGAUACAUGAUUCUAGUGGCAGAGGUGCCCGUCUCGAGACGCUUCAUUUUUGUGUUUCACUUAAUCGCCUGCAUAGCCCAACUGUUCAUGUUCACCUACAGUUGCGACCGUUUGAUACAAGACAGCACGAGCGUCGCCAGGGCAAUGUACGCUGCUCCCUGGACCGAUCUACCAAUGAAUAAGGAUGGGAGCAGGUUGAGGAAGGAGAUGGUGCUUGUGAUGAUCAGGUCUAGGCAGCCUUCCUGCCUGACAGGCUACGGAUUCUUCGCUAUAUCCUUGGAAACUUACACUAGGGUCCUGAGCACAGCAUUUUCGUACUUCACACUAUUGAGACAAGGCUCCACGACUAUGAAAUAA